AUGUUCAAUGUUGAUGACCAUGGCAAACAAGCAAAAGUAACUCCAUCCCUGGUAAAUUGCAUUUGCAUGUGGGUUCAAGCGGCACUCGGAUCUGGGCGGGAUCGGGCAAAUGCAGUUCUCCCAGUGCCCCCAAAGUCGAUGGAGUUAAUAAAGCAACGAGAGCGGAGGCUGGGAGAUAAAUCCAAUGGCCGGGCCGCCUUGAACAGCCGCUUAACAGCCACCCCACAAUAUCGACGAAAUGUGAUAUCAUCGUACCCACUCAGCACCAUGUGA
Paracoccidioides lutzii Pb01 is the source of this 273-nucleotide messenger RNA. RefSeq lists its product as hypothetical. The transcript has 2 exons. The record is from RefSeq and is a predicted model, not a curated record. Bases 1 to 273 code for a protein of 90 amino acids.